This is a messenger RNA of Leucoraja erinaceus (little skate), 3642 nucleotides long. It is a transcript of the gene ptgis, whose product is annotated as prostaglandin I2 (prostacyclin) synthase. The record is from RefSeq and is a predicted model, not a curated record. The coding region runs from base 1199 to 2692 and encodes 497 amino acids. Gene Ontology annotation, molecular function: prostaglandin-I synthase activity; monooxygenase activity; iron ion binding. NCBI's taxonomy places the organism in Eukaryota, Metazoa, Chordata, Chondrichthyes, Rajiformes, Rajidae. The transcript has 10 exons. Gene Ontology annotation, biological process: prostaglandin biosynthetic process.
CAACAAUAUACCUAACCUUUUUAUUAUCACUGAUAUUAAGAAUAAUGAUUUUAAUAAUGAAAACAGCUGUUAUGAGGUGACAGAGAGCAGUGCUGUCUAGAUCGUUGGUGACCCUCGGUCUAUACUUGUUCGACUUUGCUGGCUUUACUAAAUGUUAUUCCCUUAUCAUGUGUCUAUACACUGCGAAUGGAUCGAUUGUAAUCAUGUAUUGUCUUUCUGCUGACUGGUUAGCACGCAACAUAAGCUUUUCACUGUACCUUGGUACACGAGACAAUAAACUAAAAGGUAAGAUAACAGUAAAACAAUUAAAGUUCAUAGUGUCAGAAUUAACGGCAGCUCGUUUAGAAAGGAAGUGAGGAGGGACUUCUUUAGUCGGAGGGCAGUUAAUCUGUGGAACUCAUUGCCACAGAGGGUUGUGGAGGCCAAUGUGGAUAUAUUUAAGGCAGAGAUAGACAAGUUCUUGAUUAGAACGUGUGUCAAGGUUAUGGGGAGAAGGCAGGAAAAUGGGAUUAAGAGGCAGAGAUCAGCCAUGAUUGAAUGGCAGAGUAGACUCGAUGGGCCGAAUGGCCUAAUUCUACUCCUAUAACUUGUGAACUUGUGAAGUGAAACCUAUUUAUUAUCACUGAUACUAAGAAAGCUAAUGAUAAAUCAUUGCGUUGACAUUAAAAUGCAAUGGUGUAUAAUUGCAUCAUGUGGAAUGGGAUUGGGAAAACGUGACUAAUAUAUAAUGAUUGAUAGUCAAACGCCCGUACGUUUAUAUCUUUAUUUCAGCCAGAUUCAAUUUUAAUUGUCAUUGUCAGUGUACAGUACAGAGACAACGAAAUGCAUUAAGAGACAACGAAAUGCAUUUAUUUUAUUAUCUAUUUUUUAAUUUCUGCUGUCACUUUAAGGAGGUUUUCAAAGACGUUGGCUCAGCCCAGGAUGGUAACAGCUACAACAGACCACAGCGAGAAAUCGAAAAGGGUGGGCCCCAAAGAUGGAUAGGUUCCAGCAUUUAUUUAGAAAUGCAGGAUUCCAAAUAUAAAACGUCUGUUUUGUGAGCUCUACUUCCACUCGAGGAAAGUCACAGGACAAGUCGGACCUGUUGCGAUCAGAUUCUAGACUUAAAGCACCGGGGCGCAAAAACAAACUUCUACACCAACGCACACACACAGUAGCCGCAGCAAGAAAGCAGCAAAGAACCAAAUCCACAUCAAAAAUGCAGUGGUUUCUUCUGCUCUCCAUUGCAGCUUUUCUACUGAUUAUGCUCUAUCUUAUCCGCAGAAGAAGCAGGUUACCGAAUGAACCACCUCUGGAUAAAGGCCUGAUCCCUUGGCUGGGACACGCCCUGGAAUUUGGACGGGAUUGUGCCAAAUUUUUAUUGAAAAUGAAGACCAAACACGGAGACAUUUUCACAGUCCAAGUGGCCGGGCGGUUUGUAACGUUCCUGUUUGAUCCCCAUUCAAUCGACACAGUUGUAUUGGAAUCCAGUGCAAAGCUAGACUUCAGAAAGUACUCAUUGGCUUUAAUGGAUCGAAUCUUCAAUCUUCAGCUUCCUGACUAUGAUCACACUGAAGAGAGAGCUAUGAUGAGAAGGCAUCUCCAAGGAAGGCAUCUAUCUUCACUCACACAGGCAAUGUUCUCCAAUCUUAAAACCUUGUUGGUGGCGGAUGAAAAUGGCACAACAAACAGCUGGAAGCAGGAAGGGCUGUUCAACUUCUGCUGUGGCACAAUGUUCAGGUCAGGAUAUCUUACACUGUAUGGAAAUGUAGCUGUACCAAAUCAGGGGCAAACAUCCAAGAUUAAAGAUAAAAUUAAUUCAUCUGAAGUCUACAAUGUGUACAAACGACUGGAGCAGGUCUUGAUGAAAAUAGCUCGCUCCUCAUUAUCAGCAGAUGAGAAGAAGGAGGCUGCCUUGGUAAAAGAGCAUCUUUGGCAAUUGAUGUCUGUGGAGAAUCUAAGUUCAAGGUCGAACAGAAGCAGCUGGAUUCAAACAUACUGCAACCACCUACAACAGAUCGGCCUUGACAAGGACAUGCAGGCCCGUGCAAUGGUUCUCCAACUUUGGGCCACACAGGGUAAUAUCGGGCCUGCAGCAUUUUGGCUACUUAUAUUUCUCCUGAAACACCCAGAGGCAAGACACGCUGUUCAGGAGGAACUAAAGAAUAUCAGUUUCAACCAGACAAUGUCCUUUGUUAGUCAAGAUUUUCUCAACAGUACACCUGUCCUCGAUAGUGUUAUAAAUGAGACCCUGAGACUGACUGCAGCGCCAUUCAUCACUAGAGAAGUUCUCCAGAAUAUGACUCUGCAACUUACAGAUGGCAGAAGCUAUUCCCUGCGAAGGGGAGACAGAUUGUGCCUCUUUCCUUAUUUAAGUCCCCAGAUGGACCCGGAAAUCUAUGAAGAGCAUGAGAAAUUUAAGUACGACCGGUUUUUGCACAAAGAUGGGACGAAGAAGACAAAUUUCUUCAAGUGUGGAAGACAGUUGAAGCAUUACACAUUGCCAUGGGGAGCAGGGACUAAUGUCUGUAUUGGACAAUCCCUUGCAAUCAACAGCCUAAAAAUGUUUGUCUUUCUCAUGUUAAGCUGCUUUGAUUUUGAACUUUCUGAUUCAAAGACACCAGUCCCAGCCUUCGACACAUCCAGAUAUGGAUUUGGGUUGGUGCAGCCUAUAGAUGACGUCACGUUUCGUUAUAAGUCCAAGACUGAAUAAUCCAAGGCAACACAUUCCAGAAUUCUCCAGCUUGCCGGGGAAUGUUGGCAAUGCUUCCUGCGUGGCUAGAACUGUGCAAUAUUUACGUGUAAGAAGUGAACUGCAGAUGCUGGUUUGAACCGAAGAUGGACACAAAAAGCUGGAGUGACUCAGCGGGACAGGCAGCGUCUCUGGAGAGAAGGAAUGGGUGACGUUUCGGGUCGAGACCCGAAACGUCACCCAUUCCUUCUCUCCAGAGACGCUGCCUGUCCCGCUGAGUUACUCCAGCUUUUUGUGUCCAUCUUUGUGUAAUAUUUAAGUCUACCGCCAUAUGGAACCUUACUCAAACAAACCGAAUGGCCGCGACUCACCGCACCUUCCACAAGAUCCAGUGUAUUCCUUCCAGAUCGUCCAUUCAUUGACAAAACUGAACAUGGAGGCAUCUAACCAAGAGGUUAGUUGGUUUAGGUUGAGAUUUGGGAUUAGGUUAGGUUUAGAAUUAGGUUAUUGUCACGUGUUUCGAGGUACAGUGAAAAGCUUUGUUUAUGCGUGCUAUCCUCUAUCUGUGCACAGUGGACAGCUUAAUUGUAUUCAUGUGUAAUCUUUUCUUUGCCUGGAUAGCUCGCCAACAAAAGCUUUGCCUCAGUACAACGUGACAUUGGUAAACAAAACUUUAAAUGCUAUCAGAAUAUACAAUGCAUAAAUACCAAUAAGUCAAAGUCAAGUGCAAAAUGUUGAGCAAAGGAGAAGGUACAGAGUGCAGAAUAUAGUUCACAGCAUUGUAGAGCACCAGUUGCAUCUUACCAAUGGGACGCUGUGCAUAGCUGAUGGGCAUUUUCAUGAACUGCAUUUGUGCCCCUGUGUCCCAUUAAGAGAACACAGAAGCAACUCGCAUGACAGGGCGAUGUCAUAUGGAGGACAUGCUGUUGCCCAUGCAGCACGCCCCCCUCUCCACGUCGCUGAUCGAUCCA